This is a messenger RNA of Symsagittifera roscoffensis, 742 nucleotides long. Its product is annotated as eukaryotic initiation factor 4A-III-like. Lineage: Eukaryota; Metazoa; Xenacoelomorpha; Acoela; Convolutidae. The record is from RefSeq and is a predicted model, not a curated record. The transcript has 3 exons. Gene Ontology annotation, cellular component: nucleolus; catalytic step 2 spliceosome. Bases 1 to 483 code for a protein of 160 amino acids. Gene Ontology annotation, molecular function: RNA helicase activity; mRNA binding.
AUGAAAGUAGCGCUGAGCGUCAAAAGCCCCGAGUCAAAAGCCCCCGCGACAAAAGCCCCCCGUCAAAAGCCCCCGAGUCAAAAGCCCCCGGCGCAAAGGUUACAUGUACAUGAACACCUACAUGCAAAAGCACGAGGGGCUUUGGACUCGGGGGCUUUUGUCGCGGCGGCUUUUGACUCGGGGGCUUUUGUCGCUCAGCCGAAAGUAGUACUCGAGAUAUGCGGCCAUACAAGAGUGCUCAUCACCACAGAUGUGUGGGCCAGGGGAGUGGAUGUGCCCCAGGUGUCCCUCGUCAUCAACUACGAUCUACCCAACAACAGGGAGUUGUACAUACACAGAAUAGGAAGGUCGGGUCGAUUCGGACGAAAAGGUGUUGCAAUCAACUUCGUCAAGUCAGACGAUAUCCGAAUUUUGAGAGACAUCGAGCAGUAUUACGCCACGCAGAUCGACGAAAUGCCAAUGAAUGUACAGGACCUCAUAUAAACAACCCCAUCGCUCUUCGAAAAAAAAUUGGAUAUGAUCUUCAAGCCAUUGAGAGCAACAUUGGAUUAGGAAGGACAAAUGAAAACGAAGCUGCUAGAAAUGAAAUAAGAACUGGCGGUAAACUUAUUGAAUGUUUCAAUUUGAUCAUGUUUCUGGAAUCUUAGUGACUCAUAUUUUAUUUCAUGUUUGAAUGUUGAUACCCGUUCUGUUAGAUAUUAAAUUAAGUUCAACUUGAAGUCAAUUUAUAUGUUAUGUGAUC